AUGAUUUCCAGCUUUCAACGGCCAUUAUUUUCCAUCUUUAAUGUCAGUAUAAUUGAUUGCAGUAGAGGGGUACUUGCCUCUUUAGCUGAGAUUGUAGGUGUGGACCUGUCAUACCAGUCUCGCCUUCGAGUUCGAGACCUCUUCAAUCGAUUCAAGUGGAUGAUCGAGUUUUCCAGUGAACUUAGCAGAUUGCGAAGUUCAGAUCUGAUCACAAUGUCUACAUCAAGGCCAAAUGAUCAAUCUUCCACCAAUUCCGCAAGAUCAAAACACAGUGCAAGAAUCAUUCAUCAAACAACAGUAGACGCGAAGCUCCACGCUGAUUUUGAAGAAUCCGGCGACUCAUUUGACUACUCAACUUCCAUCCACGUCACCAGCACGGUGGCUGGCGGCGAACAGCCUCGCUCCGACAAGAUAACCACCGCGUAUCUCCACCACAUUCAAAAGGGCAAACUAAUUCAACCUUUCGGAUGCUUAUUAGCCCUUGAUGAAAAAACUUUCAAAGUCAUCGCCUACAGUGAAAACGCACCCGAAAUGCUCACAAUGGUCAGCCAUGCAGUUCCCAGUGUCGGUGAAAAUCCACUUCUUGGGAUCGGCACCGAUGUGAGAACCAUUUUCGCGGGUCCCAGUGCUAAUGCUUUGUAUAAGGCGUUAGGAUUCGGUGAAGUUUCUUUACUAAAUCCGAUUUUGGUUCAUUGUAAAACCUCCGGGAAGCCGUUUUAUGCAAUCAUUCAUCGGGUCACCGGAAGUUUGAUCAUAGACUUUGAACCCGUUAUGCCUAAUGAAGUCCCCAUGACUGCUGCUGGGGCCCUCCAAUCCUACAAACAUGCAGCGAAAGCCAUUGCUAGGUUACAAUCACUCCCUAGUGGUAGCAUCGAACGACUAUGUGACACCAUGGUUCAAGAAGUUUUUGAGCUCACGGGUUAUGAUCGGGUGAUGGCUUAUAAGUUUCACGACGAUGAUCAUGGUGAGGUGGUGGCUGAGAUUACAAAACCAGGGCUCGAUCCUUACCUUGGGUUACAUUAUCCGGCGACUGACAUCCCUCAAGCUGCAAGAUUCUUGUUCAUGAAGAACAAGGUUCGAAUGAUUUGUGAUUGUAGAGCAAAACACGUCAAAGUACUCCAAGAUAAGAAGCUACCUUUCGAUUUGACAUUAUGUGGGUCCACACUCCGGGCCCCACAUAGUUGCCAUUUACAGUAUAUGGACAACAUGACGUCCAUAGCUUCUUUAGUAAUGGCGGUGGUAAUAAAUGACAUGAAUGAUGAAAUCGAUAGCCCCGAUCCACAAAAAAGAAAAAAGUUAUGGGGAUUAGUUGUUUGCCAUAACACCACUCCAAGAUUCGUCCCUUUUCCACUACGUUACGCUUGUGAAUUUCUUGCUCAAGUUUUCGCAAUUCACAUCAACAAAGAAUUGGAAUUAGAAAACCAAAUUCUCGAGAAAAACAUAUUGAGAACACAAACGCUAUUGUGUGAUUUACUAAUGCGAGAUGCUCCAUUAGGCAUUGUUGCACAAAGUCCAAACAUUAUGGAUCUUGUGAAAUGUGAUGGAGCAGCUCUUUUGUACAAGAAUAAAGUAUACCGAAUGGGUGUUAGUCCAACUGAAUCUCAAGUCUUUGAUAUUGUUUCUUGGCUCUAUGAAUACCACAUGGAUUCAACCGGAUUGAGCACCGAUAGUUUAUAUGAUGCGGGGUAUCCGGGAGCUCUUGCUCUUGGUGACAUAGUUUGUGGAAUGGCAUCUGUGAGAAUAACCGAAAAAGAUAUUCUUUUUUGGUUUAGAUCGAAUACGGCUUCGGAAGUUAGAUGGGGUGGAGCGAAACAUGAGAAGGGUGAGAAAGAUGAUGGGAAAAGAAUGCAUCCUCGGUCGUCUUUUAAGGCUUUCUUGGAAGUUGUGAAAACAAGGAGUUAUCCAUGGAAAGAUUUUGAAAUGGAUGCGAUCCAUUCGUUGCAACUUAUUAUGAGGAAUGCUUUGAAAGAGAAUGAAGUUGCGGAUUUGAAAACGAAUGUGAUUCAAAGUGGUUUCAAUGAGCUUAAACUUGAUGGGAUGCAAGAAUUAGAAGCGGUUACUAGUGAGAUGGUGAGGUUGAUUGAAACGGCUUCGGUUCCGAUUCUUGCGGUUGAUGUUGACGGUUUGAUAAACGGGUGGAAUACGAAAAUUGCUGAGUUGACCGGGUUGCCUGUGGAAAAAGCUAUUGGUACUCAUUUGUUAACACUUGUUGAAGAAUCUUCGGUUAAAACGGUGCAAAAGAUGUUGAAUCUUGCAUUGGAAGGAAAAGAAGAAACCGGUGUCCAAUUCGAAAUCAAAACACACGAAUCAAAGAAAGAAUCCGGACCAAUCACACUUGUAGUCAACGCAUGUGCAAGCCGAGACAUACACGAAAGUGUUGUAGGCGUAUGUUGUAUUGCACAAGAUAUAACUCACCAAAAAACCAUAAUGGACAAAUUCACUCGAAUAGAAGGAGAUUACAAAGCCAUUGUGCACAACCCAAAUCCACUAAUCCCACCAAUCUUUGGAACCGAUGAAUUCGGUUGGUGUUCUGAGUGGAAUCAAGCCAUGACCGAGUUAUCCGGGAUUUCAAGAGGAGAAGUCAUUGACAAAAUGCUUCUUGGUGAGGUUUUCGGGACCCAAUCAGCAUGUUGUCGUGUUAGUAACCAAGAUGCAUUUAUAAACCUAAGCAUUGUUCUUAACAAAGCAAUGACAAGUCAAGAAUCGGAAAAGAUUUCAUUUGGGUUUUUUGCUAAAAGUGGGAAGUACGUAGAUUGUGUGUUAUGUGUGAGUAAAAGGGUGGAUAAUGAGGGGACAGUUACUGGGCUUUUCUGCUUCUUGCAACUUGCAAGUAGAGAGCUUCAACAAGCUCUUCAUUUUCAGAGAAUGUCGGAGAAAAUUGCAGCUAAAAGACUUAAAGCUUUAGCUUAUAUAAGAAGACAGAUUAAAAAUCCGCUUUCUGGGAUUAUACAUUCGAGGAAAAUGAUGGAGGAUACUGAGCUUGGAGAUGAGCAGAGGGAGCUUCUUCACACUAGUGCUUUGUGUCAGAGACAACUUAAUAAAGUACUUGAUGACACUGAUCUUGAUAGGAUUGUUGAUGGGUAUUUGGAUCUUGAAAUGACGGAGUUUACUCUCCAGCAAAUCUUGGGUGCGUGUAUAAGUCAAGUAAUGACAAAGAGCAAUGUGAUGGGUAUUCAAGUAGUGAACAAUGUUCCAGAAGACAUGUUGUCAGAUAAACUUUUUGGGGAUAGUGUGAGACUUCAACAAGUUCUUGCAGAUUUCAUGUCACUAUCUGUUUCUUGUACGCCAGCUGGCGGCCUCCUGUUUAUUUGGGCCAAAUUAACUAAAGAUCAUUUGGCAAAAUCAGUCCAGCUUGUCAAUUUAGAACUCAGGAUAACACAUACAGGAGGUGGGGUCCCUGAGGAGUUGUUAAGGCAGAUGUUUGGAACAAGUGUAGAUGCAACCGAAGAGGGAAUAAGUUUGGUGAUUAGCAGAAACCUGUUGAAGCUCAUGAGUGGAGAUGUGCAGUACCUGCGGGAGGCAACAAAGUCGACUUUCAUCAUUUCUGUUGAACUUGCGGCUGCGGGUACCAAGAAGCUGUGAACAACUUUGUUCUUUGUUCGGUGGCUCAUUCAAGAAUCAAUGUUUACAUGUUAAUUUUCAGUUUGAGUUUGUGUUUAUGUUGUGGUGGUGGUGUUAGUGUGCAACUGUAAUCAAGGACUUUGUUGCCUUUUCGAAUAAUUGUAA
Molecule: messenger RNA, 3726 nt
Organism: Lactuca virosa
Lineage: Eukaryota; Viridiplantae; Streptophyta; Magnoliopsida; Asterales; Asteraceae
Source: the annotation of a GenBank genome assembly